This is a messenger RNA of Naegleria fowleri, 2331 nucleotides long. RefSeq lists its product as uncharacterized. Bases 1 to 2331 code for a protein of 776 amino acids. Lineage: Eukaryota; Heterolobosea; Eutetramitea; Acrasida; Naegleriidae. The transcript has a single exon. Gene Ontology annotation, molecular function: acid phosphatase activity. The record is from RefSeq and is a predicted model, not a curated record.
AUGAGUGCCGAGCUUUUACUCUUUAUCAACGAUCUCACAGCCUUUUACACCAAAAUCAUUCUCCGCAAUGAAUACGCUCUGACCUACCUCGAUAACAAUUAUCAUUCAUUGGUGUUUGUGGGUGGAAUAGCCUUUCUUCUAUGGACUCUUCUGCUAGUGGUUCCAAUCUAUGCAGUGAUUUGGUUAUGGGAUGUUCGGAAUUGUUAUCGGUUGAUCCGUAAAGAUGGACUUCCCAAUCUCACCAAUUUGGAAGAAGAGCAAAAUAACAAUGAUGAUGACGAAGAGGAAUAUGCCAGUAAUAAUCUUGAUGAGCGCCGUAUUAAACUGAGAAGAAAAUUAUUCAAACGUCAGAACGAAGGCUGUUGUCGAAAGUUUUUAAAUGUGUGUGGUAGUAUUGGUCUCUUUGUUGCGUGUGUGUUGAUUGCGUAUAUGCUCGUGAUGAAUUCAACCUUCAAUAGAGUUCAUUUCAUGUGGAUUGGAAUCAUUGCCACUGGCUUCUUCAUCGCUUAUAUACUGAGUGUCUAUGUGCUGGAUUGGAAAUGGAUGUUGGUGUUAAUUUAUUACAGGGUUUUCAAGAACGAGGACUUGUCAAAUUUCUCAUCCUUGUCCACACAUGUUGAAUUGAAUGACACAGAUGCACAGCAGGAUGAAACGUUGUUGCAGUCACAACCACAGGGUGACAUGAAAAAUAAGCUGAGAAAGCGAAGUCCCGCCUCCUCUUUGAGCAAACUUGAGUUGUUGUGUUUGGAUGUGGUGAGCUCAAGAAUUGCAAAAAGACCCAAGUUGACAGCCAUUGUUGUGAUUUCUUUGGUGGGAAUCUUUUUCCUCAUUUCAACAUUGAUUUCAUAUUUUCUUUAUCAUAUUUGCAUUGCAUACGAUCCAAUUGAAAUUUCAACAUUAUUUUCUAGAACUGUACUCUCAAAGAGAACUUGUGAAUACGAAGAGAUCUGUUAUACCUAUUUAACUGUUCCUGAAAAGAUGAGCUCAGCGAUGAUUGUUAAUUUCCAAGUUUCUUCGAGUCUUUUCUAUAAAGGAUUUGUAGAAUUCAGGAAAUUUGAUCCACAAGAGGAAUUAAACCUUGCAGCUUCUGUCACAUUCGACAAGAACAAACAGGCCAGUUGCUUUUUGAUGGAAAAUAUUUUCGAAGAAACGAGAUAUCAAUGCUAUGCUGAAUUAACAGAGUUAGAAUCUGGCUCAUCCUACAUCAUAAGGGCAGCUUAUUCACAAUUCCAAACGGAUGAUAGUAGUGGAGUUCAUUAUGGUUCACUUGUGAAAUUCAGAACUACUCCAUCCGAAGAAGAUAAUGAUUCUUUAGAAAAUAUUGCCUUUAUCAAUGGUGGAGACUUGUCUUGGAGAAAUCCAACCAUUGCUCUCGGAAAAUAUAUCAACAUGAUGGGUUACACUGAAAAAUCAAUUGCUCCCUACUUUGCCAUUGUUGGUGGAGAUGUGGGUUAUGACAAUGGUUGUGCAGCUUGCUAUCGAAGAUGGGACGAUUGGUUCCAUUAUUGGGCUCAACACAUGACCACCACUAUUCAGUAUGGAUCGGUUAAUCAUACGUAUGCUCUACCAAUUAUUACAGCUGUUGGAAAUCAUGAGUCAGGAAAUUUCUUGAGACCUCGCUCAGAUGAUGCAUUCUAUAUUCGAUAUUUUCCAAUGUCUAUUACUGGAGAGACUGAGCGAAUUGCAAAGGAUCCCCAAAUGACAAGAAAGCUUCAACAUGUGCAUUAUCUUUCAAAACAUACAAUGAUUGUAGUUUUAGAUAGUUGGGUGCAUGACUCACCACAAGAUCAAAUCGAGUACAUUACUCAAAUCUUUGAGAAUACUCCACCUAACAAGUAUAGAAACAGAAUUAUUGUGAUUCACCAUCCAAUGUACACAUCGGCAAAAUAUAAGUCCUUAAUUGCAAAAGAGAUGAUCGACAAGUGGGAGUCUCUGUUCCUUAAAAUGAAUGUUACCUCUGUGUUUGAGAACCAUGUGCACACAUACAAACAAACCUAUCCUUUAAAAAACGGCACAAUUGUCACAAAGAAAAGCUCAGACAAUUCUAAUGGAGCUUCUUUUACCUACACCAAAGUUCCAGAACAAUACAAUCAACAUGGUAUCAUUUAUGUGGGUGAUGGAAGCUGGGGAGUGACCUUCUGGAAUGUAGAAAUGGAUGUAAAAAAUCCAAUAUUUAGACAAAUUGGAGCCCUUAGUCACGUUUAUCAUGUCAAUACGAGAUUGUUGAAUUCUGGAACAACAGCAUUAGAGUUAUCUGCUCUUGGAUAUAACAGCACUUGCGGAGCAAUUUACCAGGUUGAAGGCUCGAAACUUAGAAUUCUUACUGUGUAA